This is a messenger RNA of Paramecium pentaurelia, 22750 nucleotides long. NCBI's taxonomy places the organism in Eukaryota, Ciliophora, Oligohymenophorea, Peniculida, Parameciidae. The record is from the annotation of a GenBank genome assembly.
AUGAAGAAAUCUUCAUUAAUAUUGCUAUUGUUUUUGAUAUGUUCGCUACAAGGUAAAAGUAGUUAAUAUAGAAUUUUAGCGUAACAGUUUGUUGAACUUUAAAGCGGAAUUAAAUUACAAUCGCUUGAAGAAUUGAAUAAUUUGGAUACAGAUAGUCUAGAUUGUUCUCCAGGCCUAGAAUAAGUGAGCAAGUCUAUGGAAGCUUGGCAAGAGAUACUUUCUAACCCUGAUUAGAUAGAUAAUGAUAUUGAUAAUUUGCGAAAACUUAAAGUAGCUGUGUCUGAUUACAGAAAAUCAGAAGGAUAGAAGACAAGUAUUACAUAAUUACAAUAUUUUAGCAUUAUUACAAUAUCACAGCACAAAGGGUUCUUUUGCAUUUGUUUAAUUAAGGCAGAGUGAUAGAGAUUCUUUAUUACAAUAAUGGAGACAAUAUGGUCAAAAUAUAUUAGAUGGUUAAUUGAAUUUAUUAGAUGCUGCCUCAUCAAAAGAAGAUGCAGAUUAAUGUUGCGAUAAAAUUGAAGAGUUAAUCAAUAAGCUCUUGAGUGAAAGAGAAUAAAUAAGAGAACAAUGCAAAAAACCAUCAGUAUUUUAUUUAAAUUACAUAUCUAGAUUACAAUUAAUAUCAUCAAUUCUAAAUCUGAUGAUGUACAAAGAAGAGUUGAAUCAUGUUCUAAGGAUGGAAUCAUUGUAAACACAGAUGAAGAAUAAAAAGUGAUUAUCAAACCUGAAUAAGGAAGUUCACCUGUAUCUGAAGAAGAACCUGUUAGUGCCUCAGCAUUAGUUAGUUCAUCUGAUUCUGAAGAUGAUGAGGACACUGUAAAUAAAAAAUAACCAUCAGAUUAUACAAAUGAUUAACCUAUUAGAACUAAAGAAGUUGAUAAUGGUGAUGAAGAAGGAUCAGAAGAUUUAGUUGAAUAUGGAUAUGGUUAUUGGGCUAGAUUUAUGUUGGCUUAUCCAAAGUUCAUGCCUAAAGGUAAAGAUGCUCCUUGGUACUUUGUUUCAAGAUUGUCUGCUAAUAAAAAUACAGAUAAUAUUAAUAUGGGAGAUAGACUAUUAGCUAUUUGGUUAGGUAAAGGAUUCUAUCAUUUCACAACAUGUGAUAAACCAUAAAAUCAACCCAAUGUUGUUAAGAAUGUUGACUAUCCAGAAAAUUUGGAUGGUGUUUGGACAUACAUUUACUAUUCAUACAGUUCAGAAAAGAAAAAAGCAGUUGCUUAUAUUAAAUUUGGUGAAAAUGAUUUUAAGAAAGUUGAACAUGAAGUUACUCAUCCAACAACAAAAUUUGUUAGAUUUACUGUUGGUGGCACAGAUGAUAAGAGAUACCCAGGAUUCAAUGGUUUAUUGAGUGAAAUUUAUUUCAGUGCUAAGAAAGGAGUCUUUAUUGAUAAUGAUGAAGACAUUUAAGCCAAAUUAUAAUCCAUGAAAAGAAUUCCAAAAGAUUUUAUUCCUGAUAUUGUAACAUAUAAAGUUACAACCAAUCCUAUCACAAGAAAACCAGAAGAUAGAGAAAUACACUAAAUUAUUGGUACUACUUCCAAACCAAAAUUCCCUCAUGAGUAUGCCAUAAGUGGAUGGUUCAAAUGGACACCAACUGAUAAACAAUAAGAUUGGCACAACAUCUUCAGAGUUUAGAUAUAAACUCCAUCAACUGAUAAAUUCUUGGGAGAUAGAACCUUAUCAGCUUGGGUUGGUAAAUCCGAGGGUGGCAUUAUUCAUUUACCUACUUAUACUGUAACUGACCUUGAAGGUAAUGGAAAUGCAAAUCUUUUCAAGAACAUUCCUCAUAAAGAUAGACACAAUUAAUGGUUCUUUGUUUAUUUCGGAUACUCUAGACCAUAAUAAAAAGCUAAAGCCUACAUCAGAUGGACAGAUUCAGAGGAUCAUUAAGAAUAUGAAAAGGUUAGACAUUUCACUGUUCCUAAAUUUUACAUCUUUGUUGGAAAAGAUAAACAUUUCCCAGGAUUCAAUGGAGAUGUUGCUUUAGUUGCAUUCAAUAUUGGAGAAGGUGCAUUUAGACCAGGAAAUGAUUUGAAAGCUAAGAAUGAUGCUUUCAAUGUAGUAAUUGGAUAAAAACAAUUGUUAGGAAAAUAACCAGAUGAUAAAGUUAAAGAAAAGGAUGAUGAAGAUGAUGAUGAUGGUAUUACUACUCCAAGUUCUACUGAUGAUAAUAAGCCUAAAGUUGAUGAAACCAAAGAAUCUGAAGAAGACUUAGUAGAAUAUGGUUAUGGAUUUUGGGCAAGAUUCUUAACUGCUUAUCCAGUUAGAUUACUUAAUGGAAAGAAUGCUCCAUGGUACUUUGUCUCUAGAUUGACAUCCAAUCAAAACUAUGGAAAUAUUGCUAUGGGAGAUAGAACUUUAGCUGUUUGGUUAGGACAAGGAUAUUAUCAUUUCACUACAUGUGAUAAGAAAUCAAACAAUCCAAAUGUUAUUUAAAAUAUCAAUUAUCCCAAUGACAUUGAAGGUGUUUGGACAUACAUUUAUUAUUCUUACAGUGCUUAAGAAAAUAAGGCUAUUGCAUUCAUUAAAUAUGGUGACUUAGAACCAAGAUAAAUCAUUCACAAUGUCAAUCACCCAACAACUAAAUAUGUAAGAUUCAUCUUAGGUGGAAAAGACAGCAAUAGAUAUCCAGGAUUUAAUGGUUUAUUCAGUUAAAUUGUUUUCUCUGCUAAAGAAGGAGCCUUCCUUGAUACUUUAGAUGAUUUCAAUGAUCAUAUUUCUAGAACAAUCAUUCCAGUUCAUGAUUUGGAUAGAUUAUAUAAACAUGAAUUAGUUGAAGAUACCAUCUCAAGAAAAGUCAAUGAAAACCCAAUUUAUGAUGAAUUAGGUGGUGGAUCUUAAAAAUUCCCUCAUGAAUAUGCUAUUAGUGGUUGGUUCAAAUGGGAACAAACUUAAUAAUAAGUUUGGCAUAAUGUUUUCAGAGUUCAAAUUAACAAACCAUCUACUGAUAGAUUUUUAGGUGAUAGAACUCUUUCAUUCUGGAUUGGUACAGCUUAAGGAGGUAUUUUCCAUUUUCCAACCUACACAUACACAAACAUGAAUGGAGCUGGUAAUCCAAAUAUGGUUAGCAAUAUUGUUCACAAGAAUAGACAUUUGGAAUGGUUCUUUGUUUACUUUGGAUACUCUAAAAAUGAGAGAAAAGGAUUUGUAGGAGUGAAAUUCACAGGAGGCAUUGAAACCAUUGAAUACAAUAAUGUCAAUCAUUACUAUACUCCUUAUUUCUACACAUUUAUUGGUAAAGAUAAAUAAUUCCCAGGAUUCAAUGGUAAAAUUGGAUAUGUAAACUUUGUUUUGGGAAGUGGCACUUUCAGAAAAACACCAGAUUUCAAACAUCCUAAAGAUAUUUUUGGAUUCGAUAAAGGAGAGUCUGCCUUACUCAGAAAACCAGAUUCAAAGAAACCAUAACCUAUCACAGAUGAAACUGGUGAAAAGUAAUUACCAAAUGCUCACAAUGAAAAUGCUCCUAAAGUGACCAAAGAAUUCAGAUCUGAAGUUUCAUUUACUGAAUAUGGCUAUGGAUUUUGGGCAAGAUUCUUAACUGCUUAUCCUGUCAAAUUAGCUAAUGGUAAGAAUGCUCCUUGGUACUUUAUGGCAAGAUUAACAUAACAUGAAAAUUAUGAUAAUAUUAGAAUGGGAGAUAGAAUUUUAGCAAUCUGGUAAGGAUAAGGAUAUUAUCACUUCACUACCAAUAAUGUUCAACCAGCUAAUCCAAAUGUGAUUAGAAAUAUUAACUAUCCUGCAGAUAUUGAAGGUCUUUGGACACAUUUCUAUUUUUCAUAUUCCAAUACAGGAAAAGCUGUUGCAAUUGUUAAAUUUGGUGAUUUGGACCCAGUAUCAGCUGAAUUCCCUGUUAAACACCCUGAUUUGAAAUAUCUUAAAUUUAUUUUGGGAGGAAAAGAUUAAAAUAGAUAUCCAGGUUUCAAUGGAUAAUUCACCUAAGUAGUAUACUCAACAUCAGUGGGAGCUUUCAUUGAUUCUGUCGAUAGUCACAAAAAAUUCUUUGCUGACAAAGCUUCCCCACUCAAAGGAGGAAAAGUUCCACUUUCAACUACUAGAAUAAUUGAUUCCUAAAUUGAUAGAUAAGUUAACUCAGAUCCAGUCAAGACAACUGUAGAAACUGCCUUCCCUAAAGAAUAUGCUUUUUCUGGUUGGUUCAAAUGGACAUAACCUACUCCAUAAUAAGCUUGGCACAAUCUUUUCAGAGUCUAAAUUGCCACUCCAUCUACAGACAGAAAUUUAGGAGAUAGAACUUUAGCUGGUUGGGUAGGAAAUGGAGGUAUAAUCCAUUUGACAACUUAUUCUUACAGAAAUAUGAAUGGAGCUGGACCAAAUAAUUUGCCAUAAAAUAUUCCACACAAGAAUAGACAUUUUGAUUGGUUCUUUGUUUACUUUGGAUAUAACAGAAAUGACAAAUAAGGAUAUGCAUACAUUAAAUGGAAAGACUCAGAUGAUAACUUAGAUUUCAAAGACAUUAAUCAUUACUUUGCUAAUAGAUAUUAUGUCUUCACUGGUAGAGAUGCUUAGUUCCCAGGAUUUAAUGGAAAAGUUGCCUAUGUUUCAUUCAAUGUAGGAGAAGGUGCCUCAAGAAGAGGAAAUGAUUUCAGUCAUCCUGAUGAUGCAUUCAGAUUUGAUAAAGCUGGCUAAUUGAUUCCAAAAGUAGAUCCAUCAAAACCAAAAGUUGAUGAGAAUACUGUUCAUGUAAAUAAGGUUGAUAACAAUUCUCCAAGAGUUGAUGAAAUCUUAAGAUCAAAUGAUAAUUUAGUUGAAUAUGGUUAUGGAUUUUGGGCUAGAUUUUUAACAGCAUAUCCAGUUAGAUUGAUCCAUGGAAAGAAUUAACCAUGGUACUUCGUCUCUAGAUUGACUACUAACGAAGAAUAUGAUAAUGUUAGAAUGGGAGACAGAGCUUUGGCUAUUUGGUAAGGAUAAGGAUAUUAUCAUUUCACUACAUGCAAUAAAUAAAAUGGUGCAGUUAAUGUGAUCCAAAAUAUCAAUUACCCUGAUGAUAUUGAAGGUGUUUGGACAUACAUUUACUAUUCCUACAGUGCUGAAAAGAAGAAGGCUGUUGCAUUUAUCAAAUAUGGAUAAGAAGACUUUAAAUCAAUCACUCAUUAAGUUGUUCAUCCAGUCACAUAGAGUGUUAGAUUUAUUUUGGGAGGUAUGGAUGAAAAGAGAUACCCAGCCUUUAAUGGUGUUUUCACUAAAGUUACUUAUUCACAUCAAAUUGGAGUUUUUGUUGAUUCAGUAGAUAAAUUAUAAGCAGGUGUUGUUCCAUUAGUUCCAGUUGCAUUAAGCAAUACAAAGAUUGUUGAAAACCCAAUUGAGAGAUCAGUUCAAGUUGCUCCAACUGAAACUACUGUUGGAAAAGAUGAAGAAUUACCAAAAUUACCAUCAGAAUAUGGCAUAAGUGGAUGGUUCAAAUGGACACCUACCUAAUAAUAAGUUUGGCAUAACAUUUUCAGAGUAUAUAUCAACAAUCCAGCUAGUGAUAGAUUUUUGGGAGAUAGAACACUCUCUUUAUGGUUAGGUAAUCUAUAAGGUGGCAUCUUGCAUUUCCCAACUUAUACUUAUAAUAAUAUGAAUGGUGCAGGAAACCCCAAUGUUGUUUAAAAUAUUCAACAUAAAAAUAGACACAACAAUUGGUUCUUUGUCUACUAUGGCUAUUCAAAGGUUGAUAGAAAUGCAUAUGCUUAUGUAAAAUGGACAGAUAGUGAAGAUUCAUUAAAUUAUGCAAACAUCAAUCAUUACUUUGCACCAAAAUUCUAUAUCACAGUUGGAAAAGAUAAAUUCUUCCCAGGAUUUAAUGGAUUUAUUGCACAUGUUAAUUUCAAUCUUGGAAAAGGAAGUUACAGAAAAGGUAACGAUUUCACUCAUGAUGAUGAUUUCUUCGGAUUUACUACUGGUAAAGAUAAAUUAUUCUAACCUGCUAAAUAAGAACCUCUUCCAGAAGUUGAAAAAGCAGUUCAUGCAAGCAAGACAUCAGAAGAUGCUCCAAAGGUUGAUAAAGUCAGUCCUUAGGGUACAGAUAAUUUACAAGAAUACGGAUACGGAUUUUGGUUGAGAUAUUUAACAACUUAUCCAGAAAGAUAAGUCAAUGGUAAGAACUAACCAUGGUACUUUGUUUCAAGAUUAACAUGGAAUAAGGAAUAUGAUAAUAUUAGAAUGGGAGAUAGAACUUUGGCUAUUUGGUAAGGAUAAGGAUUCUAUCAUUUCACUACAUGUAAUAUCUAAAACAACAAUGUCAAUGUUAUUAAGAAUGUAGAUUAUCCAGAUGAUAUCGAAGGUCUUUGGACUUUUGUUUACUAUUCAUACAGUAAGAAUGAAAACAGAGCUAAAGCAUUUAUUAAAUAUGGAGAAAGUGAUUUCUAAGAAGUUGAUCAUCAAGUCACUCAUUAACCAACUUAAGUUGUUAGAUUCAUUUUGGGAGGUACUGAUGAAAAGAGAUACCCAGCUUUCAAUGGUUUAUUCACUUAAGUCUAUUUCAACACUAGAGUUGGUGCUUAUAUUGGUAAUGUAGAUGCAGCUAAAAAAUUUGUUAAUGAUCUUUCACCAAUUCCAAGAAUCAGAGUCAGUGAUUUAACUAGUAAGCCAAUUGUUUCUGAUGAAAUUGAAAGAUAAGUUACAGAUAAACCAACAGAAGCAACUGUCGAAGAAUAAAGAUUAGCAGAUGAAUAUGGAAUUUCAGGUUGGUUCAAAUGGAGUGAAGUAGCUUAAUAACCAUGGCAUAACAUUUUCAGAGUUCAAAUCAAAACUCCAUCCACAGAUGCAUUCUUAGGAGAUAGAACUUUGACUUGUUGGCUUGGUACAGCUGAAGGAGGUAUUUUACAUAUGCCAACAUAUUCAUACACAAAUAUGAAUGGAGCUGGUAAUACUAAUUAUUGGAAGAAUAUUCAACAUAAAGAUAGACACACUAAAUGGUUCUGGAUGUACUUUGGAUAUUCAAAACCAAAGGCUUAAGCAUAUGCUUAUGUUAAAUGGACUGAUUCUGAAGAUUCAUUAACUUAUGAUAAAGCUAAUCACUAUUAUUCUCCAAUUUAUUACAUCUUUGUUGGUAAAGAUCCUCAUUUCCCAGGAUUUAAUGGAAAAUUAAAUUAAGUCACAUUUAAUAUUGGUGAUGGAUCAUUCAGAACUGGAAACGAUUUCACUCAUCCAAAAGAUGCUUUUGGUUUCAGUACUGGUUUGGAUAAAUACUCAAAGAAACCAGAUGCACCUUCAGUCAAAUCAGAUGACAAAGUAUUAGAAAGUGCUGAAAACUCAAAACCACCUGUUUUUGAUAAAGAUGCUAAUUCUGAUAAAAAUUUAGAAACUUAUGGAUAUGGAUUUUGGUUAAGAUAUUUAACUGCUCAUCCAUUUAGAUAAUUAAAUGGUAAGAACUAACCAUGGUACUUUGUUUCAAGAUUGACAUGGAAUAAGGAAUAUGAUAAUAUAAGAAUGGGAGAUAGAGCUUUGGCUAUUUGGUAAGGAUAAGGAUUCUAUCAUUUCACUGCUUGCAAUUCUAAGACUGGUAAUGUGAACUAAAUUCUUAAUGUUGAUUAUCCAGCUGAUAUUGAAGGAUUAUGGACAUACUUCUAUUAUUCAUUCAGUGUUGAUGAAAACUAAGCUGUUGGUUUUGUUUAAUAUGGUGAUUCUGAACCUAAAUAAAUUGUUCACAAAACAUCACAUGCUGCCACUAAAUAUGUCAGAUUUUUAUUAGGUGGUACUGAUGAAAAUAGAUACCCUGCUUUCAAUGGUCUAUUUGCAGCCGUUUCAUUCCAAACUUAAAAUGCUUACGUAGGAACAGUGGAUGAAUUCAAGAAAUUAAUUGCUACAAUACCAAUGCCCUCUUAAGGAGUUAGAGAUUUAUCAACCUACAAAUUAAGUGAAGUCAUCACCAGAACACCAUCUGACGAUAUCUCUAAAGAAGUCACUGUUGGAGGUGGUAAAGAAUAAUUCCCAUCAGAGUAUGCUAUUAGUGGAUGGUUCUAAUGGAAACCAAUAGCAUAACAACCAUGGCAUAACCUCUUUAGAGUCACUCUUAAAUAACCAUCAACUGAUAACUUCUUGGGUGACAGAACAUUGACUUUAUGGGUUGGUACUCCAGAAGGAGGAAUUUUACAUUUCCCAACAUAUUCAUAUCAAAAUAUGGUCGGAGGAGGAAAUAACAAUUAUUGGAAGAAUAUUGCACACAAGAAUAGAAUUAGAGAAUGGUUCUUUGUUUACUUCGGAUAUUCAAAAACUAAAGCUCAAGCUAAUGUUUAUGUUAAAUGGAGUGAUUCUGAGGAUUCAUUAACAUAUGAUAAAGCCAAUCAUUACUUUGCUCCUUAAUUAUUUGUAUUUUUAGGAAGAGACAAACAUUUCCCAGGACACAGUGGUAAAAUUGCUUUUGUAAGAUUUAAUUUGGGUAAUGGUGCUCAUAUUGAUAAUAAUAAGUUUGAUCAUCCAUAAGAUAUAUUUGCAUUUAAAGAUGGAACAGAUAGAUUAUUCAAAAAAGAAGAGAAACUCUUACCAGAUGAACCAACAAAAGAUGUAUUUGAAAAUGGUUUCGAAUAAAAACAACCAGUUAUUAAUAAGGAAAGCCCAUCAGAAAAUGCUUUAGAUGAAUAUGGUUAUGGAUUUUGGAUGAGAUUCUUAACUUCCUAUCCUUAGAGAUUACCAAAUGGUAAGAACUAACCAUGGUACUUUGUUUCAAGAUUGACAUGGAAUAAGGAAUAUGAUAAUAUUAGAAUGGGAGAUAGAGCUUUGGCUAUAUGGUAAGGAUAAGGAUUCUAUCAUUUCACUACAUGCAACUCAGUAGACAAUAAUCCAAAUUACAUUUAAAAUAAUAACUACCCAGAAGAUAUUGAAGGACUUUGGACUUAUGUUUAUUAUUCAUACAGCGAUGACAAAAAUAGAGCAGUAGGUUUUAUCAAAUAUGGAAACUAAGACUUCUAAUCAAUCAAACAUGAUACAACUCAUGCAACUACAAAAUAUGUAAGAUUCAUUUUAGGAGGUAAUGAUGAAGGUAGAUAUCCAGGAUUUAAUGGUAUAUUUAGAUCUGUCACAUUUGGUACAACAAGAGGUACUUUUAUUGAUAGUGUUGAUUAAAUGAAUAAUUAUUUGGCUAAAGUUGGAACACCAUCUUCUGAAUUACCUGAUUUGUUCAACUACAAGAUUGUCGAUUCCAUUUAAAGUAGAGCAGCUAAUGAUGAGCCUGUAUAUAAAGUUGUUGGAAAAGAUAAUGAAAGAUUCCCUCAUGAAUAUGCAAUUAGUGGAUGGUUCAAAUGGUAACCAACUGCCUAAUAACCAUGGCAUAACCUUUUCAGAGUUCAAAUCAAGACUCCAUCAACAGAUGCAUUCUUAGGAGACAGAACUUUGACUUGUUGGGUUGGUACAGCUGAAGGAGGUAUUUUACAUAUGCCAACAUAUUCAUACACAAAUAUGAAUGGAGCUGGUAAUACUAAUUAUUGGAAGAACAUUUAACAUAAAGAUAGACACACUAAAUGGUUCUGGAUGUACUUUGGAUAUUCAAAACCAAAGGCUUAAGCAUAUGCUUAUGUUAAAUGGACUGAUUCUGAAGAUUCAUUAACUUAUGAAAAAGCCAAUCAUUACUUUGCACCAGAAUUCCACAUUUAUGCUGGAAGAGAUAAACACUUCCCAGGACACAGUGGUGUUUUAGCUCAUGUUUAAUUCAAUCUUGGUAAAGAUGCUUUUAGAACUGGAUCAGAUUUCAAUCAUCCAAAUGAUGUCUUUGGAUUUGGUAAAGGAAAGGAACUUAUUAAAGCACCAGCUGAAUUUAAGCCAAAAGAUGCUGAUAACACAGUUUUAACUAAUGCUGCUAGCUAAGUUAAGCCAGUUGUUGACUAAGAAGCUAAAUCAGAUGCUCCAUUUGAAUAAUAUGGAUAUGGAUUUUGGUUAAGAUUUUUGACAGCUCAUCCUGAAAGAUUAAUGAAUGGUAAGAACUAACCAUGGUACUUUGUUUCUAGAUUAACAUAAUUUGAGAAAUAUGAUAAUAUUAGAUUGGGAGAUAGAACACUUGCAAUUUGGUAAGGUUAAGGAUAUUAUCAUUUCACCACUUGCAACAUUGCACCAUAAAAUCCAAACUUAAUCUAAAACAUUGAUUACCCUGCUGAUAUUGAAGGUUUAUGGACAUAUAUUUAUUAUUCAUACAGUGCUGAUAGCAAUAAAGCAGUUGCAUUCAUAAAAUAUGGAGAUUAGGAAAUUAAAUCAAUUACUCAUAAGACAACUCAUGAAGCAGUUAAAUACUUGAGAUUCAUUUUGGGAGGUAACGAUGCUAAUAGAUAUCCUGGAUUCAAUGGACAAUUCACUUCAGUCACUUUUUCAACAGAUGGAGCCUUUGUUGAUGACACAGCCAAGAUCAAUGCUUAUAUUAAUAACAAUAAAGCACCAUCAGUUGUUGUUGCACUAUAAACAUAUAAAUUAGUAGAGGAUGCAAUUUCAAGAGAUUCAAAUGCAGAACCUAUUGAUAAGACUCUCGAAGUUGGGCUACCAUUAGAAUAUGCAGUUAGUGGUUGGAUGAAAUGGAAACCAACAGCCUAAGCACCAUGGCACAACUUAUUCAGAGUUACUUUGAAGACUCCAUCAACAGAUGCAUUCUUAGGAGACAGAACUUUAACUUGUUGGGUUGGUACAGCUGAAGGAGGUAUCUUACAUAUGCCAACAUAUUCAUAUACAAAUAUGAAUGGAGGUGGAAACACAAAUUUCUGGAAGAACAUUUAACAUAAAGGAAGAAUUACAGAAUGGUUCUAUAUUUAUUAUGGAUAUUCAAAGAUUUCAAGAAAAGCUUAUGCCUUUGUUAAAUGGACUGAUGGAGAAGACUCUUUGACUUUUGAUGAUGUAAACCAUUAUCUUGCUUAAAGCUUGUAUGUAUAUGUAGGAAGAGAUAAGCAUUUCCCAGGACAUAGUGGUAAGAUUGGAUACUUCAAUUUCAAUGCAGGUGAAGGUGCAUUUGUGACUGGAAAUAAAUUUGAUCAUCCUAAAGAUAUCUUUGGAUUCUCAAUUGGAUCUGAUAAAUUACUUACCUAAAGAGAUGCUGAAUUAAAACCAGGAGUUCCAGUUACUGAAUAAUUACCAAAUGGAUUUGAAGACAAGAAACCAGUUAUUGAGAAAGAUUUGAAUGCAGAUCAAGAUUUAGAAGAAUAUGGUUAUGGUUUCUGGAUGAGAUUCUUAACUGCAUAUCCUGCUAGAUUAAUAUCAGGUAAAAAUCAACCAUGGUACUUUGUUUCUAGAUUGACACAACAUGAAUAAUAUGAUAAUAUUAGAAUGGGAGAUAGAACAUUAGCUAUUUGGUAAGGAUAAGGAUUCUAUCAUUUCACGACUUGCAAUUCAGUGAAUAAUAAUCCAAAUGUUAUCCAAAAUAUUGAUUAUCCUGCUGAUAUUGAAGGAUUAUGGACAUAUAUCUAUUAUUCAUACAGUGAUGACAAAGCCAGAGCAGUAGGACUUAUUAAAUAUGGAAAUGAUGAUAUCAAAGCAAUUCGUCAUGAUGUUACCCACCCUGGAACAAAACGAGUCAAAUUUAUUUUAGGUGGUAAUGAUGUUGGAAGAUAUCCAGGCUUCAAUGGUAUUUUCACUUAAGUCACAUUCAGUGCUUCACCUGGAGCAUUUAUUGAUUCUCCUGAUAGAUUAAAACCACAUUUAGAAAAGAUAGGAACACCAAAUUCAGUUGUUAGUGAAUUGACUAAUUCAGUUCUUGUUGAUUCUUUGAUUGCUAGAGAUAAAGGAACAGAUCCUAUUGAAAAAACAGUUGGAAGUGAAACCACAAGAUUCCCACAUGAAUAUGCAAUAAGUGGAUGGUUUAAAUGGACACCAACUGCACAAGAAGUUUGGCAUAACGUAUUCAGAGUUACCCUCAAAUCACCUUCAACAGAUGCUUUCUUAGGAGAUAGAACCUUAACUUGUUGGGUUGGUACACCAGAAGGUGGUAUUUUACAUUUGCCAACAUAUACUUAUGCUAACAUGAAUGGAGCUGGAAACACUAAUGUUUGGAAGAAUAUCCCUCACAAAGAUAGACAUACCAAGUGGUUCUUCUUAUAUUUCGGAUACACAAAGUUAUAAUAAAAAGCUUACUCUUAUGUUAAAUGGACAGAUGGAGAAGAUAGUUUGAAAUAUGACAAUGUUAAUCAUUACUUUGCACCUUAAUUCUUUGUAUUCGUAGGAAGAGAUAAACAUUUCCCAGGAUUUAGUGGUAAAUUAGCCUAUGUUAACUUUAAUGUUGGAGAAGGAUCAUUUAGAGGAGAGAAUGACUUCAAACAUCCUAAAGAUGUAUUUGGUUUCGAAAUCGGACAAAGCAAAUUAUUGGAUUCAAAGAAAGGUGAUUUCAAUCCAAAAGAAUUGUAAAAGGACUAAGUCUUGGAAAAUCAUUUUGAAAAUGAUAAACCAACAAUUGAAAGAGAUGAAUAAUCAGGUGACUUACCAUUUGAAGAAUAUGGAUAUGGAUUCUGGAUGAGAUUUUUAACUGCCUAUCCAAAGAGAUUAAUUAGUGGUAAGAAUGCUCCUUGGUACUUCUUGUCAAGAUUGACAUACAAUGAGAAAUAUUAAGAUAUUGCUAUGGGAGAUAGAACAUUAGCCAUUUGGUAAGGAUAAGGAUUUUAUCAUUUCACAACUUGCAGUAUUGCACCUGCUAAUGUUAAUUUGGUUCAAAAUAUCAAUUUCCCAGAAGACAUUGAAGGAUUAUGGACAUUUGUAUAUUACUCUUAUAGUGCUGAUGAAAAUAAGGCUGUUGCAUUUAUUAAAUAUGGUGAUGGAGAUAUUCAAUCAAUAACUCACAAGACUACACAUCCAGCUGUUAAAUUCUUGAAAUUCAUAUUAGGAGGAAAUGAUAAUAAGAGAUAUCCAGGAUUUAAUGGAUAAUUUAGAUUGGUGACAUUCUCAACACAAUCUGGUGCCUAUGUUGAUAAGAUGGAUACAAUUAAUGAUUAUGUAAGAAAGAACCCAAGUCCAUCAACAUUAGUUCCAUUAUAAUCAAAUCAAAUCAUCAAAGAUCCAGUCUCAAGAUAAUUUGGAGAUGACUUAGUACAAAGAAGAUUUGGUGGUGACGAUAACAAGUUCCCAUUAGAAUAUUCAUAUAGUGGAUGGUAUAAAUGGAUUGAUGGACCUAAUCUUAAUGCUUGGUAUAACUUAUUCAGAGUGACAAUCAAAGAUCCAUCAACAGAUUAAUUCUUAGGAGAUAGAACAUUGUCAGGUUGGAUUGGAUUUGGUAACUUACAUGUACCAACAUACUCAUAUGCUAACAUGAAUGGUGCUGGUAAUGUGAAUAUAUUUAAGAACAUUGAACAUAAGAACAGAAUUUUCAAAUGGUUCUUUGUAUACUUUGGAUAUUCAAAGAAAGACUAAGCUGCAUAUGCAUGGGCUCAAUGGUCAACUGGUGAUAAGGAUUCUUAAUCUUGGGAUAAAUGUAAUCAUUAUUUGGCUCCAGAAUUCUUUGUAUAUGUUGGAAGAGAUAAGCAUUUCUAAGGUAUGAAUGGUCAAUUAGGAGCAAUCAACUUUAAUUUAGGAUAAGGAUCAUUCAGAAAAGGAGAUGAUUUCACUCAUGAUGAAGAUAUUUUCGGAUAUAAUGCAGCAUUUACAAAGAAAUAACCAGCUUAAUUUAAUUUAGAUAGUAGAGUUGCUAAAGUGUUGACAUCCAGUGUUGAUUAAAAGGAUCCAACAUUCACCAAGAAUUUCGAUGGAGAUGAGGUUGACAAUGUAAGUGAAUAUGGUUAUGGAUUUUGGUUAAGACAUAUGAACAUGUAUCCAGUUCCAAUGAAUAGAGGUGUUUAAGUAGAUUGGACAUUUGUAGCUAGAUUAAGUAAGAAUGAUAAAUUGGCUGAUAUUGGUUUGGGAGAUAGAGUUUUAGCUAUUUGGUAAGGAAGAGGAUACUAUCAUUUCACCACUUAUAAUGGUGGAAAUCCAAAUAAUGUGAAUAAUGUCAAUUUCCCAUAAUUAUUGGAUGGUAUUUGGACAUUUAUUUAUUACUCUCACAAUUUAGAUAAGAAGUAAUCAAUUUCAUUUGUUAAAUAUGGAGAUGGUGAUAUUAUCAAGAAUGUUAUUGCAGCAGAACACUUACCACCCUUAUUACUUAAAUUCUAUUUAGGAGGACAACACUUAGUUUAUAAAGGAUUCAAUGGUUAAUUCUCAGAUGUGAUAGUUUCAGCUAAUAAAGGUGUCUUUGUUGAGAAUAUUGAUGACAUUAAAGCAUUAUUAGAAAAAGUAUAAUAACCAGCAACCUAUGUUCUUGAUGUUAAGACUAAAUAAGUCAUAGAAAAGGAAGCAAUAUUUAAUGAUAAGACAGAAUAAAAAGAAAUUGUUUAUGAUGAUUUGGCAUUAGCUCCAGAAUACUCUUGGAGUGGUUGGUUCAAAUGGACAUUCAUUCCAAAUUAAUAAGCAUGGCAUUUAGGUGUUCGUUUGAGUGUUUUGUAAUCAAGUGAAAACCUUUCAUUUUUGGGAGAUAGAACAUUAUGUAUGUGGGUAGGAACACCAGAAGGAGGUAUAUUACACUUUACUACUUAUAACUAUGCAAAUAUUUAUGGAGGUGGUAAUGUUAAUUCAUGGUAGAAUGUUAAACACGAUGAUGAUCAUGCAAGAUGGCAUUUUGUUUAUUUCGGAUACUCUAGAAUUUAAAGAUAAGCUUAUGCUAGAGUUGAAUUUAGAGGAAGAGUAGAAGAAAGACCAUAUAAAGAUCACAAUCAUUUCAUUGCUAAUGCUUUUUCAUUCUAUGUUGCUAAAGAUAAAUGGCAUGCUCCAUAUAGUGGUACAAUUUCAACUUUGAGAUUCAAUGUUGGUGAUGGAGUGUUCAGAACUGCUGAAUAUGAAAAGGCUAAAGAUGAUAUUCAUGGAUAUGAUUCUGGAAGAGCAUUGUAUUUCAAAGCAUUACCAAAAGUAGAUUUAGAUAAAGAUUUGUAAAAGGGUGUAUUGGAUUCACCAUAAAAUGGAAAGGAUCCAUUAAUCACUAGAAAAUUGUAAGGAAGUGAACUUGAAGACAAUACUGAAUUUGGUUAUGGUUUCUGGUUGAGAUUCCUUACAUAAUAUCCAAUUGCAUUGAAAUAAGGAUUAUAACCAGCAUGGUCAUUUAUUGCAAGAGUAACUAGAAAUCAAGAUUUGGGAGAUAUCAGAUUAGGAGAUAGAUUAUUGGCUAAUUGGUUCAAUAGUGCUAAUUAUUAUCAUUAUACUACAAAUCAUGCAGGAAAUGUAAAUGCAGUUCAAAAUAUUUAAACUGGUUAAGAUGUAGAAGGUGUUUGGACAUAUUUGUUCUUUGCACAUAGUGAUAAUGUUGAUUAAUCAGUUGGAUACUUGAAGAUUGGAGAUAAAUUGUAGAAGAUUGUAAUUUAAUCAUAAAUUCCAGUUCCAUAAUUCUUGUAAUUCUAUUUAGCUGGAUCAUAACUUAAUUAUCCAGCAUUUAAUGGUCAAUUUGCUAAUGUUGUAUUCUCUGCUGGAGAAGGAAUUUUCAAAAAAGAUGAAGCUGAUUUCAAUGCUUGGUUAGAAAAGUUUGAAAGACCUGCCUAAUUCAAUACUAAUUUAGUUACAAAGAAAGUAAUUGAGGAUCCAAAAGAAUUCAAUAAAGAUACUCCAUCUGAUGAAAUUGUAUAUAAUGACUUUGCACUUGUUGGUGAAUACUCUUGGUCAGGAUGGUUCAAAUGGACUCCAACAGUAUAAUAACCAUGGCAUUUGAUGGUUAGAUUCUCAAUUCAUUAGGCAUCAGAAAAUAUAUAAUUCUUAGGAGAUAGAACAUUGAAUGCUUGGGUUGGAUAAGGAUAUUUCCAUUUCACAGCAUAUACAUAUGUUAAUCUUAAUGGAGGUGGAAAUGUUAAUUAAUGGUAAAAUAUGAACUAUGAAACAGAUCAUACUAAAUGGCAUUUUAUCUACUUUGGAUAUUCAAAAGUUUAAUAAUUGGCUUAAGCUAAAGUUGAAUUCAAGAAUAGAGUUGCAGAAUUAUCUUUCAAGAAUACAAAUCAUUAUUUACCAAAUAAAUUGUCAGUUUAUGUUGCUAGAGACAAAUGGCAUGCAGUUUAUAGUGGUAAUAUUGGUCAUUUAAGAGUCAAUGGAGGAGAAGGUGCAUUCAAUCCUACAGGUUAUGGUGAUGCUAAAGAUGAUAUCUUUGGAUAUUAGAUUGGAAAGGAUGCAUUUGUAGAGAAAGAAGCACCUGUAGAUGAAUUGAGAGAAUAAGAAAUAUUAGAUUCAGCAUUCAAUUAAGAGAAACCAGUUCUUUAAAAAGAAUUUAAGGAUGAUGAUUUAGCUGGAGUCUAAGAAUAUGGUUAUGGUUUCUAUUUCAGACAUUUAGAAUAAUAUCCAGUUUAAAUGAGAGAUGGUAGAUUAGCACCAUGGUACAUAAUGUCAAGAUUAUCAUGGAAUAAGGAUGAAGGAGAUAUUAGAAUGGGAGAUAGAUUAUUAGCAGUUUGGUAAGAAUAAGCAGCAAUAUUGUUUGUCACAAAUGAUUUACCAGGAAAUCCAAACUUAUUGUCUAGAAUAGCAGUUCCAGAAAGAGAAGGAGUUUGGACAUUCUUAUACUUCAGUUAUUCAUUGGAAGAUUAAUUAGCUGUUGGUAUAUUGAAGUUUGAUGGAAUUGAUGAAGUAUUCCAUACAUCAAUGAAAUGUAAUCAUGGUAAAAUAAGUUAUUUGAGAUUCACUUUGGGAUCUGCACCUCCACAUUUCUAUCCAAGAUUUAAUGGUCAAAUUGCUAAUUAUGCAAUCAAAUUUGGUAAAACUGGAUUUGUUAGAAAUUAUGAUGCCUUAAAGAAAUAUUUGGACAACAGAAUACCACAUCCAGCAUUAGAAGAUAAGGCUUUGAAGACAUUGAAACAUUUAGAAGAAGAAAAAACCUAUAAAGGAGAUAGUUAAGAAGAACUUGUUGUUGAAGUUUCAGGUGAUUUAGCUAAAUUUGCAACUGAAUAUUCAGUUUCAGGAUGGUUGAGAUGGGAUCAACCACCUAUUGGAGUACCUUGGUUCAACGUAUUCAGAUUGAGUUUAUACUCUCCAGAUGCAAAUGCUGAAGGAAGAUUUGGUGAUAGAGAUUUAUCCUUAUUCAAACAUGCCACUUAUUAUCAUUUCUAAACUUAUAAUUAUGCACCAGGAUUACCAUGGAUUUAUGGAUUCGAUUUCCCACAUGAAGAUUAACAUACAUAAUGGCAUUUCUUCUAUACUGGUUACUCAAGAGAUAAGAGAUAAGUCUAUCAUUAUAUAUCAUUCUUAGAAGCAGAGGCUGACAAAUUAUUCGAAAAACAGACACAUCUUGUUGUCAAUAAGCACUAUUUCUCAUUUGGUAAAGAUUUCAAGAAAUUCUAUGCAAGUCAUAGAGGUGUUACUGGUAUUGGUAAUCUUGUCAACAUCAAUUAUGGUAAUGGAGCAUAUACAACUAAACCAUUCUUAAACAAAGAAGGAGAAGACAGACCUGAUGCAUUUAAUUUCAAUAAGGGAAGAGAUAUUUAUACUCCUAAAUUCCCAUUAAAGGAAUUCAAUACUGAAAAGGAUAAAUUAUUGGAAUGUAUCUUUGAUAAGGCUGAACCAAAUGUUCUUUUGAAGAUCGAAGAUUCUAAAGAUGUACCCACUAGAGGAUUAUAAGAAUAUGGAUGGUCGACUUGGUUAAGAUGGUCAAGAACUGGACCUAAAUCAAUGCCCUGGAGAAUUGUUUGGCAUAACAUUGCUAGAUUGACAAGUAAAAGAAAUCAUGGAGAUUUAUCACAACCAGGUGAUAGAUUAUUGGCAGCAUGGUUAUUCACUAACUCUUAUUACUUCUCUCAUUCACCAAAAGGUGUAGGAGAAUAAGUCUAACACAUCCCAUGGAAGGUUAUUGAUGGAGAAUGGAAUUUCAUUUCUAUUUCAUACAAGAAAGGAGAAGUUAAGGCUUAUGUGUUCUAGAAAGGAGAAGUUUCAGAUUUCACUUGGAAAGCUAAACAUGAUUUAGUUGGAGACUAUUUAGAAUUCAUUUCAGGAAAAGAAUUUGGAUAUAACUUCUUCAAUGGAUAUAUGUGGGGAUUAUCAUUGAAAUUAGGUGAUGGAGCUCACUUUGCUGAUUAAGAUGCUGUUAAGGCUUAUGUCACUGGAGCAAUGAAAUUACCAGAUGAAUACAGAUUUGAUUAGACCAGAAAGACUUUACCAAUAAAGAAGGAUAAGGUUAAAAUUGAUGCUGCAGCUGAACCAGAUAUUGUUACAAUUGAACCAAAAGAUGCUAAUGGAAAAAUUGAAUAUGCUAUUUCAGGAUGGGCUAGAUGGACUGAUAUUCCUAAUAUUGGACCUUGGCAUCUUGUAUACAGAGUCACUUGUUGGGAUAAAGAUCUAGUUGGUAACAUGGAUAAACCAGGAGAUAGAACCAUGUCUAUGUGGAAGGGAUUAGGAUUUUACCAUCAAACUGUAUACACUGUUGAUUAAGUUAAUGGUGGUGCUUGGUCUAUCCCAUAAAAUAUCGAUUAUAAGGGUACCCUACAUAAGACUUGGGUGUUUAUCUAUUAAGGUUAUUCAAGAGAAAAGUAGAAGGCUCAUGGAUUUAUUAAAUUCCCAGAUUCAGAAGAACAUAGAGAUUUCCCUAAUAUUAAUUAAUUUGUACCCACUUACUUCACUGUAUUAUGGCAUAAAGAUAAAUGGCAUCCAGGAUUCAAUGGAUAAAUGGAAAAUUGGUUCUUCAAUGUUGGAACAGGAUCUUAUAGAGAAAAUGGUUAUGAUGAUGGUGAAACUGAAUAAUUAACAUUCGGAUUUGGAGGAAGAGUUGUUCCUGAAUUGAAACCAUGGAAGGUUGAUGAUAUCUUUGAUUCCGCUUGGGGACCAGAUUAGAAGGUUGGAAAGGAAGUUGAACUUAUUGAUGAUGCUAUUAAUGGAGUUACUGAAUAUGGUUAUGGAUUCUGGUCAAGAUUCUUAUGGAAUGGACCAAAUAAAUUAGUUGAUAAACCUGCUUGGAUGGCUUUGUCUAGAUUCACAAUCAACUAAAAUUAUUAAGGAGAUGCUGCAUAAUAAGGAGAUAGAACUCUUGCUAUUUGGGUUGGACAACCAUUCUAUCAUUUCACCACUUACACUCCAGGAAAUAAUAAUGUUGUUUAGAAUAUUCAAUAUGGAUAAAUGUUGGAUGGAUAAUGGAAUUAUGUUUGGUAUGGAUAUAAGAGAUUUGAUAAGACAGGAAAAGUUUAAGGACACAUAGUAUUUAAUGGUGAUUAAGUCAGAUCAACACAAUUCCCAGUAGUAACUCAUAAUCCAAUUACUGAUUAUGCUUACUUUGCAGUUGGAUCAUCAGGUAGCAAAUUACUCAAAAAUUAUCAUGCCUUCAAUGGACAAUUAGGAUUAGUCAGUUUGAUAUUAGGAAAUGGCGGAUAUAUUGAAUCAGCAGAUGAUUUGAAAAAGAAUAUGCCAGGAAUGCCAAAAGUUCCAGAAUUGAAUUUAAUUAAGAAGACUGUCUUUGAAGAUAUUCAAACAAUGAAGAGAGAAGAAGCCACUAUGAAACCUUAUGAAUAUGCUGAUGAAUUUGCAGGAUAAUAAGAAUAUGCAGUUUCAUUAUGGUUCAGAUGGAGUUCAAUUGGAAGAGUUGCUUGGGAGAAUGUUUACACAUUGUCAUAUCAUGAUUAAGCCUCAAGAGCAAACCAUGUUAGACCAGGAGAUAGAGUGUUAUCAGUAUUCCAAUAUGUUGAUCACAGAAUCUUCUUCAGUACAUACACUACACCUGAAAAUCAUGAUGCUUUCGCUUAAAUUUUCACUGAAGCCCCAGUACCAACUCUUGAUUAAACUGCUUGGGUUUAUGCUUAUUAUGCAUACAGUAGAAAGGCAUAAUCAGUGGUGCAUUUCAUGAAGACAAGAACAACUGAAAAUGAGAAGAAAUUAGGAUGUAUGCAUAGAGUUCCUAAAUAUUUAGGAUUAUGGGCUGGUAAAGAUGGUAUUCACACACCUUACAAUGGUAAAUAUGCACAUAUGUACCUUUAUGCUGGACCUGGAUCAUAUAGAGAGAAGGAUUACUUAUCAUAUGAACCAUAUAUUGCAGGUGCUCUUGGAAUUUAAGCAAAACCAUGGAAAUGGAAUGAAAAGAAGGACUAAUUUGAUAUUGCUGAUAAAUAAGAAAUUGAAUUAGAUGCUAAUGCAAUUGAUGGACAUUCAGCAUAUGCUAUUGGAGUUUGGUUGAGAUACUUAACUGCAAUUCCAAAGAGAAUUUUGGAGAAAUAAGCUAGAAUGGCAGUAUAUAGAUUCACUUAGAAUAAAUAAUUGGAAGAUAGUGCUAAAGUAGGAGAUAGAACAUUAGCAUUAUGGUUAACUACUGGACAAUAUGGAUUCAGAACAUAUAAUUUGGCUAAUAACAAUCCAAGUCUUUCUCAAGAUAUUAAUUAUGAUGAUAAGUUGGAAGGAGAAUGGAACUUUGUUUACUUCUGUUUCUCAAGUGCCAAAUAAUAAGCAGUAGGAUAUGUCAAAUUCUCAUCAACUGGAGAUGUCAGAAGAGUUUCAUUCCCAGAGAUUGCUCAUAAACCAAUUGAAGGAUUUGGAAAAUUGUAUUUGGGUGCUACAUUCACUUAUUAAGGAUUCAAUGGUCAAAUGUCAUAGUUGUAAAUGUUGUUUGGUGCACAAAGUUAUGUUUCAGAUACUGAAGCCUUGGAAGCAAUUAUUAAAGGAACAUUCACUGCACCUGAAUUGGAUGAACCAGGAAUUCAAACUAUUAAACUUUAAGAUGAAGAGGUUAAUAGAAAGGUUGAUGAAGCUGCAGUUGUUAAAGAAUGGCCAGAUCAAUAUUAAGGAUCAUUAGAAUACGCCAUUUAUGGAUGGUUCAGAUAUUCAAGUCCAACCUUGAAGAAAGAUAAUAAUGUAUUGUUAAGAUUGACCAAUAAUGAACCUGCCUAUAGAAAAGAAGCUGCUAUGGUUGGAGAUAGAACUUUGUUAAUUAUGUAUCAACCAAGAGAAGUUGUGUUCUCAACAUAUACUUUAGGCAAUGUUGAUAAUGGAUUGAUUGCCAACAUUAGAAAACCAACACCAGUUGGAAACAAUUUCGGUGUUUGGACAUACGUAUGGUUUGGAUACAGUUGGCCAAAGAGAGCUGCUUCAGGAGUUGUCAAAUUCCCAACAGAAACAGUUGUUGUUCCAUAUGAAAAUGUGUUACAUAUGAUUCCUAAGUAUUUGGCAAUGUUUGUUGGUUCAGAUGGUAUGUUAGGAGGAUGGGAAGGUCCAAUUAGAAAGGUUGGAGCAGUCUUUGGAAAAGGAGCAUAUGUUGAUACCAAGAAAGGCAACUUCGAAUCACUUUUACCAGAAGUCUAAAGUUUAGUAGUCAAGAAGGCCUAAUGGAAACCAGAAAAGGAUGGUUUGAUCUAUGUUCCAUAAGGUGAAAAAUUCGAUCAACCAGGAUAUGAUGUUACAUUCAAAGAUGAAGUUGGUGGUGUAAGUGAAUAUGGUUAUGGAUUGUGGACUAGAUGGUUAAUGACUACUCCUUAAAGAGUUAAUGAUAAAUCACCAUUCAAUCAUCUUGUUAGAUUGACAAAUACUGAAAAAUAUGAAGACAAUGCUGAAUUUGGAAAUAGAAUUUUAGCUACUUGGGUUGGCAAAGGAUAUUAUCAUUUCACAACUUAUGACAAGAAGACAAAUAAGAUUUCAAUUGCUUAAAACAUUAACUAUGAUGAUUAUCUUGAAGGCCAUUGGAAUUAUAUUUAUUAUUCAUUCACUUCUAAGGAUCAACCAAGAGCUGUUGGUUUUGUACUCUUUGGAGAUUUACCUGAAAACCCUGUUGGAAGAAUUGAAUUCCUUGAUAUUUAACAUACACCAUUGAAUGGUUAUGCAAGAGUUGUAGUAGCUAAUAAUGAAUUCGGAUAUCCAGCUUUCAAUGGUAUGAUCUCAGAUUUCAGAGUCAAUUUUGGAUAAGGAUUUGUUGGAUCAAAAGAAUAAUUCCUCAAAGACAUCAUCUAAACAUAUCCAAAACCAAAUAUCAGAGUUCCAUAAAGAACAGAUGUUAAUGUCUUAAGAGAAUAGAAGAACUUCGAAAAGGAUAAUCCUAAUCCAAUUAAGAAUUUCUAUGAUUAAUAUUAAGGUGUCCUUGAAUAUGCUGUUUCUGGUUGGUUACAAGCCAAGAAGGGAAGCAGUGAAGAAACUCUUAAAUCAAUCUUCAGAUUAACUAUCAAUGCUCCAGGAUAUUAGAAAGAUUCAACCAAUGCUGGUGAUAGAACUUUAGCUGGUUUCUAAUCUAAAGAUUCAUUCAUCCUAUCCACUUAUGAUUAUGGAAAUCUUGAUACUAAUGAUGAUGAUCAAAAUGAUCUAUCCACUAAAUUCUAAAUUAAAGAAAACUAAGGAGAAUGGGUUUAUCUCUACUUUGGAUAUUCUUCAAAGGUUAGAAAAGGAUUUGCUUAUGCCUUAUAUCUAAAUAGAGAAGAUAGUUUCUCAUUCAAUGGACUCAAACACUUUGUUCCAAAUCAAUUCUGGUUCUACUUAGGAGCUGAUGGCUUCAAUCAACCCUUCGAAGGAACAAUGUUUAACUGGAAUCUUCAUAUUGGUGAUGGUUCAUUUAAUAUCAAACCUAAAUCUCAAAUUGAAUUAUGGCCAUAUGAACCAAAACAAUCAAUGGAUUAAGUACUUUCAGUACUUUUGGGCAACUAAGGAUUGAGCUCAAUUAAAUUAACUAGAAACAUUCCAUAAUCUGGAAAUGUAGAUAAAGUUGCUGGUCCUGCAUCAGGAUAAUUUGAAGUUGGAACUGGACCUAAAUCAGGUUAAGUUAGUUCAGCUGAUGGACCUAAAUCUGGUUAAGUUGACUCCGCUAAUAAACCUAAAUCAGGACAAGUUGAUAAAAUAGAUGGAGCUAAAUCAGGAGAACCUUAACCAGGUUCUAAACCAUAGUCAGGCGAUUAAGUAGUAACCGAAUGAGCUU